AUGGUGAACCGAGUGCAGGACCACAUCCAGAGUCACACAGUCUACUACCUCAUGAACAUCCAUGUCACACCCCGCUCCAUCUACCUGUGCCGGCAUGGCGAGAGUGAGCUCAACCUCAGGGGCCGCAUCGGAGGAGACUCUGGCCUCUCAGCUCGGGGCAAGCAGUAUGCCUAUGCUUUGGCCAACUUCAUUCGGUCCCAAAGCAUCAGCUCCCUGAAGGUGUGGACGAGCCACAUAAAGAGGACGAUCCAGACAGCAGAAGCUCUCGGUGUCCCAUAUGAGCAGUGGAAGGCCUUGAAUGAAAUUGAUGCGGGCGUCUGUGAGGAGAUGACCUAUGAAGAAAUCCAGGAGCACUAUCCUGAAGAGUUUGCACUACGAGACCAGGAUAAAUACCGCUACCGUUAUCCCAAAGGAGAGUCCUAUGAGGAUCUUGUUCAGCGUCUGGAGCCAGUCAUAAUGGAGCUGGAGCGGCAGGAGAAUGUGCUGGUGAUCUGCCACCAGGCUGUCAUGCGGUGCCUCUUGGCCUACUUCCUGGAUAAAAGUUCAGAUGAGCUUCCCUAUCUCAAAUGCCCUCUGCACACGGUGCUCAAACUCACACCCGUGGCUUAUGGCUGCAAAGUGGAGUCUACCUGAACGUAGAGGCUGUGAACACACACCGGGAGAAGCCUGAGAAUGUGGAUGUCACCCGGGAACCUGCGGAAGCCCUGGACACUGUCCCUGCCCACUACUAAGUCUUCCAAGAGGC
Molecule: messenger RNA, 745 nt
Organism: Ochotona princeps (American pika)
Lineage: Eukaryota; Metazoa; Chordata; Mammalia; Lagomorpha; Ochotonidae
Product: 6-phosphofructo-2-kinase/fructose-2,6-bisphosphatase 1-like
Exons: 1
Coding region: 1-633 (210 amino acids)
Biological process (GO): fructose 2,6-bisphosphate metabolic process
Cellular component (GO): cytosol; 6-phosphofructo-2-kinase/fructose-2,6-biphosphatase complex
Molecular function (GO): ATP binding; fructose-2,6-bisphosphate 2-phosphatase activity; 6-phosphofructo-2-kinase activity
Source: RefSeq, a predicted model, not a curated record